Messenger RNA from Salvia hispanica, 645 nucleotides. Lineage: Eukaryota; Viridiplantae; Streptophyta; Magnoliopsida; Lamiales; Lamiaceae. The record is from RefSeq and is a predicted model, not a curated record.
GAACGUAUAUUCUUCCGCUCCCAGGCAUUUAUUGUUGCAAUCGAGCUGUGGGAGAUUUCACUGAUAAUUUCGAUACUCAUUUAAGGCAGCUGAGGUGUUUGUGGAAAAGCCCACAAGACGAAAAUGGCUGUUGAAGAUAUCGGGAGCGGUUGCUCUUCAAGCGGUGAUCAAGAAUUCCAUGUUCUUGCUGUGGAUGACAGUAUUAUUGAUCGGAAGGUCAUCGAGCGGUUGCUCAAGAUUUCUUGCUGCAAAGUGACUGCUGUGGACAGUGGGAGUAGAGCUUUGCAGUAUUUGGGGAUAGAUGGGGAUAGAAGCUCUAUUGGAUUUGAUGAGUUGAAGGUGAAUUUGAUUAUCACGGACUAUUCUAUGCCUGGAAUGACUGGAUAUGAACUUCUAAAAAGAUUAAGGUGUUUGGAAGAAGGUGCCGAGGACUUUCUGAUGAAGCCGGUGCAGCUCUCGGAUGUGGAGAGGCUGAGGGAUUUCAUGUUGAGAGGAGGGAGGAGGAGAGGGAGGUCGGGCGCAAGAGGAAGACGCCCGAUGAUUCUUGCGACUGCCGGCCUCAGGAAGCGGCCGACGCUGCUCGCGACCGCCUGCUCCUCGACGUUUCGGGCUCUUGAGGAGCCUGUGAUUGUGCAUGAAAGCUGA